Messenger RNA from Etheostoma cragini (Arkansas darter), 2020 nucleotides. RefSeq names its product protein interacting with prkca 1 (gene pick1). Gene Ontology annotation, biological process: intracellular protein transport; dendritic spine maintenance; positive regulation of receptor internalization. The transcript is spliced from 14 exons. Bases 208 to 1452 code for a protein of 414 amino acids. Lineage: Eukaryota; Metazoa; Chordata; Actinopteri; Perciformes; Percidae. Gene Ontology annotation, molecular function: protein kinase C binding; protein domain specific binding; phospholipid binding. Gene Ontology annotation, cellular component: postsynaptic early endosome; synaptic vesicle; trans-Golgi network membrane. The record is from RefSeq and is a predicted model, not a curated record.
ACAACAACUUCCGCUGUGUUGCCGGAAGUGACAAAAGAAAGUAAACACGGGAGCUGUCAGUGCAUCCAGAAAUCAAGAUUUAAUUGCGAGUAGCUAAACGGAGCGAUUUCAAAAAGAUAUUGUGUUUUUUAUAUACACUAAGAGACUUUUUUUAUGGGACACUGGUGCAAAGUCUGAUAAAGGGAUCAGGAGUGACACCGUCCUGCAAUGUUUACAGACAUGGACUAUGAAUUAGAGGAGGAUAAACUUGGUAUACCCACAGUACCUGGUACUGUGUGCCUGAAGAAAGAUGCUAGUAACCUUAUUGGGAUCAGCAUUGGUGGUGGGGCACAGUACUGUCCUUGUCUCUACAUUGUUCAGGUCUUUGAUAACACCCCUGCCGCUCUGGAUGGGACACUGGCAGCAGGUGAUGAGCUCACAGGCGUGAAUGGAAAACCAGUGAAGGGAAAGACCAAAGUGGAGGUCGCUAAGAUGAUACAAGCUGUACAGGGAGAAGCAGUAAUCCACUACAACAAACUGCAGGCAGACCCCAAACAGGGGAAGUCUCUGGAUAUAGUGCUGAAGAAAGUCAAACACCGCCUGGUUGAGAAUAUGAGCUCCGGUACAGCAGAUGCUCUUGGACUCAGUAGAGCUAUACUAUGCAACGAUGGACUGGUCAAACGACUGGAAGAGCUGGAGAAAACAGCAGAGCUCUACAAAGGACUGAUGGAGCACACGAAGAGACUGCUCCGAGCUUUCUUUGAGCUUUCUCAAACUCACAGAGCGUUCGGAGAUGUUUUUUCAGUCAUCGGCGUACGAGAGCCCCAGGCUGCCGCCAGCGAGGCCUUUGUGAAGUUUGCCGAUGCUCACAGAAACAUUGAGAAAUACGGCAUUAAGCUGCUGAAGACCAUCAAACCUAUGCUCCAUGAUCUGAACACGUACCUUCACAAGGCCAUACCAGACACCAAGCUCACCAUCCGCAAGUACCUGGAUGUGAAGUUUGAAUAUCUGUCGUACUGCCUGAAGGUGAAGGAAAUGGACGAUGAAGAAUACAGCAGUAUUGCCAUGGGAGAGCCCCUGUACCGCGUCAGCACUGGGAACUAUGAGUACCGUUUGGUGCUGCGGUGUCGGCAGGAGGCUCGCUCUCGCUUCGCCAAAAUGAGGAAGGACGUUCUGGAGAAGAUAGAGCUGCUGGAUCAGAAACAUGUCCAGGACAUCGUGUUCCAGCUGCAGCGCUUCGUCUCAGGCAUGUCCCAUUACUACGACGAGUGCUACGCCGUCCUGAAGGAGGCAGAUGUCUUCCCCAUCGAAGUGGACCUCUCUCGCACCACGAUCAACUACGGCAGCCAGUCGCUGUCCUACGCUGGAGACGAGGAUGAGGAGGAAGAGGAAAGCGGGGGCGCAGAGGAAGGAGGGAGCAGCACAGGAAGACAAGCAGAGAACGGCGCAGAAAAACUGAUCGAUGACGAAUGAGUGUGUGUGUGUGUGUGUGUGUGUGUGUGUGUGUGUGUGUGUGUGUGGGUGUGUGUGUGUGUGGGUGUGUGGGUGGGUGUGGGGGUGACAGAGAGAGAUAAUCUAUCUUUCUGAUGCUUUUAGAGAAAUGAAUAGUGGAAUGAAUGAAGGUACAACCCAAUGUUUCCUUUUGUGGAUCACACAUCUAUUUACACACUGAGGAGUUUUAUUUAUUGCUUUUAAGUUUAGAAUUGCGUCCAAACGAAUGUAAAAUAAGUUACAUUCUAAAUAAGAGAGUACCUCCUUCCACCUGAUGAAAUGCAACUUGUCAAACUGCCAAUCAGAUUUUUAAUCCAUAUUUGAAUGUGUAUAUGUUUCAUGUUGAUUAUUUUACUUUGGAAUACAGUUUUUUAUACCUGCAGCCAUUUGUGCCUGAGAGUAACCUAAUGACUUUAUAAAAUGUAGAAUCAAUGCACUAAAACAGUGGUCACGCCGUCCUGAAUCUUUUUUUUUUUACAAAUGCUUAAAUUUCUUCAUGCAUGCAAACGCUAUCAUUUCAGUGGUAAAUAAAACAAUCAGUGCAAUGUUA